GUUGCCGAAAGUUCCUGAUACUCAGACGGGUCGCUCGUCUCCCUGAAGUGUUUCUUCUCCUAUUUAGACGUCAUGAAUUGGAGGGGAGAGGAAACUACAAUCCCCAUCUCAUGAUUGCUCACCAAAGUCAUGGAUACAGCACGCCAGAUUCCCCCCAGACCAACAGCUCUUCUGGAUGACCUUGACUUGCAGCCUGUGAGGGAACUACGGCAUCGUGUACUUAAUGACAUUGAUCAAGAAACCGUAAUUUGCUCUCCCAGAGUUCAGUUCAAUUAUGUUGAUGUAUCCUUUCCAAAAGCCCCAUCAAAGAAAGGUAGUCACGCAGGCAGCAUAGACAAGAUAAAGUCUCAUAAAAGAAUUCACAAAUCAAGGAAUGUUACUUCUCAGUAUUUGAGAUCAGGUUCUGAAAAUGAUAGGGCCACAUAUGCCAGUAAUCAGAUGGCACAGAGUAACCAACAAAAUAUAGCAGAUGAUGGCCGUCGUCAGUUCAUAACACAGCUCCUGAGGAGGGGUGUCCCAGUGUGGGAAGAAGUACCACAAGAUGAGCUGAAUUCUAGAGGUAUAGGUUUUGUUGAUCCAUGCAAACAUCCGACACAUCAUGCAACUAAUAUUACUGCACGUAGUUCCCAGAGGAAUCAGCGCAUGAGCAAGGUUCCUUCUGCAGUCUGGGAAGACGUUGCAGAGGGCAGCUCACAAUAUUCAUUUGAAGGGGGUGGACCACUGCCGGAUGCUCAAAUUCUUAGUCAGAGACAGAAAUACCAAAGUGAUCUCGAGCACAAUGAAUUAAAAACCCCUUUAAGUAGUUCUGUCUCUUCCUCACCAUCAAGGACUUCAAAGAAUACCGUCCAAGCUUUUCCUAGAAGGGGGGAAGCUACUGUAACCAACUUAAAUGGAAGCCAUGACUCUCGCUUACCACAGCAUGUUGAUCCAAGGUCAACCUUAGAUGAGCAUUCUAGCCUGGAAAAUUCACAGGGAUCAGUGCAUACUCAAAUGGACCAGGUUUCUUGUCAGGAAAUGCAUGAAGCUGACAUGAAAGAAUAUCAGGCAGAACAAGAGAGACCAUUAAAGAUUUUGAAAAGAAAAUUUGGUGGUCGCCUUGUUGAUGACAGCAAUGUUAUUACAGCAAAAAGUUGGCGUAAAGGUGAGAAAGCUGUUAUGGACAAAUUUGGAUCUCCCCCAAAAGUUGAAGGCAUCAAAAAGAGAGAAAGUGACAAUAAGGAAGAAGAGGAGAAACAUGAGAAGGAACCUACAAAAGAGGCUCCCAGGAAGAGAGACCUCUCGGUGCCAUCUCAGAUUUCAGAGCAGCCUGCAAAAAAAUCCCAUAAGCAUCCUGGCAAAGAGGAACCUUCACAAGAAAAUAUUUCUGCAGCUCCUCCCAAAGUCCGUAAUUAUGAAGUCACGGAAGUCCGUAGAUUCAUGGAGAAGAAGCGUAGGGAACGUACCAAGAGUCACAAGGAGCAAAAGCAACGAGAGGAAAUGAAUCAGAUUGAAAGAGAAGAUAGACUGAAGGUUAGUAAGAUGUUUAAUUUUCAUUUCCCCCAAGUUGGGCUCGCCCAGUUGUGCUUAUUUAAUUUUUUACAGCAAAAAGUUCGGCGUAAAGGUGAGAAAGCUGUUAUGGACAAAUUUGGAUCUCCCCCAAAAGUUGAAGGCAUCAAAAAGAGAGAAAGUGACAAUAAGGAAGAAGAGGAGAAACAUGAGAAGGAACCUACAAAAGAGGCUCCCAGGAAGAGAGACCUCUCGGUGCCAUCUCAGAUUUCAGAGCAGCCUGCAAAAAAAUCCCAUAAGCAUCCUGGCAAAGAGGAACCUUCACAAGAAAAUAUUUCUGCAGCUCCUCCCAAAGUCCGUAAUUAUGAAGUCACGGAAGUCCGUAGAUUCAUGGAGAAGAAGCGUAGGGAACGUACCAAGAGUCACAAGGAGCAAAAGCAACGAGAGGAAAUGAAUCAGAUUGAAAGAGAAGAUAGACUGAAGAAACUUGCUGUGAAGGCUAAAGAAGCCGCUGUCCUCAAGAAGGCGAAAGAGACCGAAGAUCAAGUCCCUUUGCUAAAAGCUUCCACCCAGAUAAAUAGCAAACCCCCUACACCACCUAACUGGGGUUGCCCUAGUGACUGCAGUCAUGAUGCUAUGCAGCAGCAUAAUGCAGGGAACACUUACAGUAAAGAAAAGAAUAUAGGUCCUAAACUUGUUAGUGAGAGUCCCAAAAACUCUGCAGGCAACAGUUUUCAAAGUGAAGAAAGUAAACAAGGACAUCAGAAUAAACUGAAAGAGCACAGCACUCAAAAAGAAGCUCAGAAUGGCACUCCAGAAAAACAAAGGAGUAAGGACAGGAGAUUAAAAAAAAAGAAAAAGUUAGAAAAUGUGUCUAGCGAAUCUCUCAGUGAUUUGGUGAGUCGCACAAUAGAAGAAUGUGAUAAACAGUUAAGAUCUUCAAGUAUAUCCCUGAGUGGUAUUAGCACGCCUACUUCAUUAGAGUUAUCAGAAGGAGAGAUUCGUAGUAGUUCAUCCAUAUCAGAAAGUUCUAGUGUUGAUACAGUUCCAGAUGAGAGGGUUAUUGCACUAGAUGAAAUGGCUCAGAAACUCACUUCAAGGAUUACUGAAGAGGAGAUGAAUCUCAAACAGUUUGUUCGUAUGAAUAAAGGAAAAGGUGUGGUGACACCUCAUGAAGGACAACAGGCCAGUUUUGAAGCUGAAAAGGAGCCCAAUGUAGUCGUCAGAACUAAAGACGUUGCUUCGGGAAGUGGAGUAGGUGUUGGUAAAGCUCGUCUAGACAAAAGGAUGAGUGAUUCUGUCCCCUAUUCUGAAUUAGAAAUGUUUUCUGUAGAGCAACUCAAAGCAAGGAUGACUGCUAUGCUUUUACGAAACUCGUCAACUAUUCAGCCAAAGCCUACUCAGAUCAGUAAUAAUAGUGACAAAGAAGAAUUCAAUGAAAAUUUGGGUGAUCAGGUAACAAGAAGGACUAGGCAUGCAAAUAUCCCUUCACCUCCCAGAGAAGAAAUUCCUAAUUUGUUAAUUCCAGAUACACCUGUUCUUCAAUUGUCAGGUGGUAGAGUUCCUUUAGGAAGUGGCAUUUUCCCAAAACAAAAGGAUAUGGAUGCUGCUCUUAAUCCAAGAUUUGUCAGACAUCACAAAACUCUUGCUGAUGGAAAACUGGAAACUCUUGAUAAAUUACCCGGAAAUAAUUUAGAUGUCUGGUCCCAGAGUCCUGUAUUGGUGCCCUCUCAUCACUUUCAGAGUAGAUCUGGUCACCUCUUUAAUCUGUCAGAGAAAAACAAGUUUGAAAUGGCUGCCAUUUGCAUUCAAGCAGCGUACAGAGGUCAUCGUGUUAGAAAAGUAACAAAUUAUUUGUUGAAGAACAAGUCCAGCACAAAAAAUACCACCAGCCUAUCAAAGGCAAGACAGUCACAGAAGAACUCUUUAGAUAAUAACAAAUACUUCCGUCAGUUGCCUACCAAAUUAAAUGCUGAGGAAGACAUACAGAAGACUCGAGAAAUUGAUUGGGUGACAGUUAGAGAAGAGCUUGGUCUUGAAUUGAACACACCCAGAAGAAAGUGCAAUCAUACAUUUCAAAGAAAGGAUUUACCUGAAUGGAUCAAACCCUAUGUCUUGUUAAGUGAAUCGGGAAAUCUCGAUAAUUUUAUGAUGAAUGAUGCAAAGCCAGACCUUGAUUCCAGUGCAGUAAAAUCAAAGCAAAGUUCAGGUCCAUUAAAAGAAGUGAGAAGCGUCAGCCCUUUUGAAAGUGACAGUGACAAGGAAAAUGUUGAAGAAAUCAGUGACUCAAUGAUUAAUGACACUUUAACUGAAGGUCCAAUAUCUGACAAAGAAGAAAAGGAAGUUGUAUCAGUAUCAGAAAAGGAAACUCAAACUCUCUUCAAAACACAGAAACAAAAGAAGAAAACUGAAGAAAAAAUUAAAAGUGGAAUGCUUGCAAGAGAAAAUAUGUUUGUUGACAUGAAAAGUUGUUAUGAUGAAAAAAGUGCCAUCCUUCUGGACAGCUCCAGGAUGACUAGCAAGGAAUGUGUUUUGAAAGAGAGUGCUGCAGAAGGCUCGCUUUUAUCGCUGGACAACAAAGACGUCAAAAGAGAAAAAAUAUAUAAAGCAAAUGAGACCUUAAAUAAAAAUGAUACCCUAGAAGAAGGCCCUCUUUCAGAUGUGGAUGACAAUGACGCUGAUCAUUCAAAGGGUGCUGUUUUAUUAUCGCCUGAUGAUACAGGUGAAGUGAGGCACCCAAACUUCUCGGGUACCUUAGAAUCUGCUGAAGUGUCCAACCACACUAGUUCUCAUGAAAAUGUUGCUCCACACCAUCUGUUAGGAGAGGGCCCACACUUUGCCCCAGCUAAUUUGAGACUCAGGUUGAAUGCUGAGUUGAUGUAUCAAGACACAGUCAGUGAAGCCUUAAAUCAGUUGUGUGAGGCAGAGCGGCUCCAUUUUUUUACUAGAAAUAGAGAGAAAGAGUUUGCCGUUUCUCAGUCUUUGCUUGCUCAACAGCAGGAGAAAGAAGAAUAUGAAAAGAUGAGAGUAGAAAAGGAGAAACAAAAGAAGGUGGAGGAAGAGGAAAGGAAAGUCCACAAAGAAUUAAGAAGAAGAAAAGAGCUACAAAUACAACAAGAGGCGUUAUCGACUGUAGAAAGAAUUGAGAAAGAGGCAAAAGAGAGAUUGGAUCAACUGGAAAAAGAAGUACGAGCAAGAGCAGAACAAAUUAUGAUUGCUUCUCAGAGACCACUGGAGUAUACCAGCACUCAGCCAGAAUUUAUUGCAACUGCUGCUGUUGCAGCAGUUGGUGCAACAAUAUCACAGUGGGAAAAACUAAGAGAGAUACAGGGGAUGCAGUCAGGAAUCGUGGAAUCACAAAGUUCUGUUACCCAUAGUCAGGUUACAUCAAUAUCUAAUUCACAGAGCCAGAGACAUUCUGAUUCUGGCACAAGAUCACAGUCAAAAAUAUCUACCAGCAAAUCAUUUUCUAGUAAGAAAACCUCUGGCAGUGGUGGAGAGUAUUCCUCUGUUUCCGAGAAGGUUAGUAUUGUAAGUAAAGGAAAGAGUUCAGUUAUUGAAGAAUUGUCAUCUGUAAACCAUUCCUCCAGUAGUUCUGUGGAAGAAUUAGUUCAGUCUGAAAUAGAAUCAGCCAGGAGUGUAAUAUCUGAGUCUGCCCGGAGUGUGGUAUCUGAAACUGCCCGGAGUGUGGUAUCUGAGUCUGCCCAGAGUGUGGUAUCCGAGUCUGCCGUGAGUGUGGUAUCAGAAGUUACAAAAGUUUCUCGUUCUUACACAGCAACUAAAUCUGAUUCAGAAAUUCAAGAGGCUGAAAGUUUAAAAUCUGUAGUUGCAUCAGGACCCACAGUAAAUACAGGAAGUUCUAUUUGUGAAGAAGAAAAGAUCAGGAGUUCAAGUGGAAGUCAGAGAUUGUCAAGAAGUAAGGAAAAGUUGCCUGCUCCUCAUUUCAGGAAGUCUAGAACAAGCUCAGAUAACUUAUCUGAAAUCCCAUCAGUUCCAGACCUAAGUACUGGAAAAAAUAUUUCAAAACUGAGCUCAGUAUCUCUUCCUUCGGAAGUUAUUGAAACAUCAAACAGUGGCAGAGGAAGUAGUAACAUACUUUCCUCUGAGGUAAAAGAGUCUAUUUCAUGUUCUUUGCCAAAUACAUCUAAAGAACUAGGAGUAUCUGUAGUUGGUAGUUCUACCAGAGAGUCCCAGAGUAUUCAAGAAUCACUGGUAGGUGCAAAGCCUUAUGUUAGUCAGACAUCAAGCAGGAAGUCUCACUCAGGAAAUACUCAGAAAGAUGGUAGUGGAGGUGUUCAUUAUUCAGAAUCGUUUGAAGUUGAGUCUGUGAGUGACAGUUCUUCUAAAUCACUUGAGAUACCACAAAAAAGAAAUGAGAAAGAAUAUCAAGGAGAUCUGUCUUUGGUUGUGUCUGGCAACCUACUUGCAGCAGUUGACAAUCAGAUUGGUUAUAAAGGAUCUUCUCAUCUUGGAAAAAACUUUCCUGGAAGUGCUUUAGUGGAAGGGGGGAAUCACACAGCAUUGGGCAUGACACUGAGUUUGGUGGAAUCUCUUCAGAAGGAGGAGGAAGUUCGUCUCCAGCAUUUAACAGCUCUCAUUAAACUUCAGGAACAGUCUUUGAUUGAAGAAGCAAAGUGGAAGAUAGCUGCACUUCAGUCUGAAGGUGGUCCAAGACUUCGCCGACGCCAGGAUGCAGUUCUGCGUCAAUUAAGGGAACAGCGAUCCCACUUGCAUCGCCUAAUUGAAACUCAAAAUUUGGCAGCACAGCAAAGGAGAUUGUUACUUUUACAGCAUCAUCAUUUAUUAGCAACUACAUCUAGUAUAUCUUCGUCAGGUAACAAAGGAUAUCCUUCUAAUUCUAGAGGACACUCGCCAAAUCCAAGCUCCCCACGUUUAACACCGAGAAUGAUGGAAAUUAGCAUUUCAUCUUCCAGUGAGGGCCAAGAGGACUUGUCCUUGCAUCUUUCUGUUAAAAGCAAGGAGACAGGGUCAAGUAGCCUAUCAGACAGCAGUGGUCGGGAAAAACGUAGAUCUCAUUCAGACGAGCGAAAAAGGAUUGUGUCUGCCAGACUUCAAGAGAAGCGAAGAGCCGUCGAUGCAGAUCCAUUGCAAAAGACAAAGUCUUUGUUUGAUUCCCAAGAUAAAGAGUCUAUAAAAACAAAGAGAAAAAUAGAUAUGGUUACUAAGAGGUCUAGGGAAAAAAGGGAAAAAAGUCCCAUCACAUCAGCAAGAAUUGGCGAAAACACUAUUUCAACAGAAAGUUCUGUUCCUGAAGAAAGUGUUGAUGCUUCCACUCAUGAAAGCCAGAGCUCAGUAGCAGAAGAGGUUGGAAGUGAGUCAGUUUCUCAAAGUGAUGUUGCAUCUUCUGUCUCAGAACAUGAGGGGACUGUGUCAAGAAAGGAAAUGAGUUAUUCUGUACCUUCAGAGUUUGUUAGGACAGAGAAAAGUUCUUCAGUCAGAGAGGUUAUAACAGAUUCACAUAGGGAUGAAAGCCCAUCCACAUCUAAAACUAUUAACAAGCAAGUUAAAAAAUCAAGUUCAAAAACUGAAUCUGUCAGAGAAUCUAGUAGAAAAUCUUCUGUUGCUCCUGAUUCUGGUAGCACAAUUAAAACUGUAAGUUCAGAAUCACAAGAGACAGAUAAAACAAGUGAUGUACCAACUCUAUUGAGUGAUAAAGUUUCAGAUCGAACAGCUGGCUCAAAAGGUUUUUCAGAUGAUACUGAAGGUGGUAGUAAGCCAACAGGAACACAGAGCUCAGUCCAGACAAGUUCUGUUGCUUCAGAAAAGCAUUCUAAAAGUAAAGAAGACAUAAGCACAAUGGAAGGAAAUGGGAGCUUAAAAUCAAACUUGUCUUUCUCAAAGAAUAUGAGUCAAGGGCUUGAAACCACUUCCAGUAGCACAAGAGUUAGUGAUGUUAAAUCUACCCAAAGGUCAUCAGCUCGGGCGUUACCUCUCCCACUACGAGUACCUCUAUCUCCUAGGUCACCUCACCGGCAGCACAGACGUUAUUCUAGUGAAUCAGAUGAUUCUUUCACCUUAUCACAGACUGAGACUGCAUCUGACGUGUCAGAUGGUGAGGGGAAGCUAAUUGCUCUCAAGGAACAGUUAGCUGUCCGACGUGCUGAAGCCGAUAGGUUGAGACGAGAAAAGCGAAGAUUGCGUCGGGAACGUCUAACAUCUCAAGAACAAGCUCUACGACAACAGAUAGCAAAUUAUGACGCUUAUAUUCAACAGGCAAAACUAGAGUUAGAGAAAGAAUCAAAAGAACUUCAACAAGCAUCACAGGUGAGGCCUCUUAUUAAAAAACCCCAGGUGGCAGAAUCGAAAAAGUUGAAGCAAUCUGAAUCUUCAAUAAUCAGCCCAGAGAAGUCUGACAUUUCAGAUACAUCAGUUCUGUCAGAAUGCUCUAAAUCUGAUCAAUCUGUAUCUUCUAAGUCUCAGGAGGGUCGAUCUGACCACUCUUUCAGUAGCAGAUUGAAGAAUUUGAAACCAGAUCAUACAUUGCCAUCAAAGUCACAAGAGUUUGAAUCAAGAACGCAACCUCAAGUUCAGAGAGUUUCUGACAGUCAGAAAUUAACUCACAAGCUUGAUAUUGACACUAGUGAGAAGAAUGAGAAGAAGCCUAGUGACAUCGCAAAGGAUGAUUCAAGGAAAAUUCCAUCUGAGAGUCCUCAGGUCACUCAGGAAGAAGUCGAGUUAUCAAAAGAGUCCAGCACAUCCAUAUCAGAGGAUUAUAGUUUUGAAGAUGAGUCGGUGUCAAGUCAUUCUGUCGUUGACUCUCAGAAAGGUUCUUUAUCUCGUGAAUCAAGCCAAGAUACAGACCAAAGUCAGUCACAGGCAUCCAGCACUGAAACCAUUGUUCACAGCCCCAAGAAACUGAAUUCAUCUCAAAAGGAUGAUGAAGUUUCACAAUCAUUAGAGCCCUCUCACAAUGUGCCACAAGUAGAAAAAAGUGAAAGUGUGAAACACUCUGAAGGUUCUGAAAUUGCUGGAAAUUUGAAUGAUAAAUCAACAGAUCUUCAAUUACCAGCUGAUGAAGACGUUGAAAAGAAGUUAGAAAUAUAUAUCCCAACAUCUGAUGCCAAAUCGGAAGCAGAUGAAUCCUCAUAUCAGGACAAAGAUACAAGUGCAGAUGAUAGCAUUAGUGAAGAAAUUGCUGAAUUCAGUCAGUUAGAGGCAAUAAAAGAUAUGAUUCUCAUCAUUCUUAUGAAGAUAUUCUCAAAAGAGAUCAGUCAGCUUGGUGAUGAUCAAGGACAGUCCUUCAUUAUAUCUGAAGAACCUGAAGCAUUUAGGGAAGCAGAUUCACCUCAGGAUUUUGAAGCUCCACAGGAGGCUCCUGUUAUACAAGACAGAAAAGAAGUACUACAGGAUCAAAGUGACGUGGUAUCCCAAGGGACUACUUUAACCAAACAGAGGGAAGUAGAUGAUAUAUCAAAUGGCAUUUUUGCUUCAUUAAUGAAGGAAACUACAACUCUUUUCACUAGUAUAAUUAAACAGAAAGAGUCAAAUAAGGAAGAAGGGUUUUCGAGUUCUGCUCAGAUAAUAGCCUCUCGGGAAGAUUUAGAAACAGACUCAUAUAAAUCUGGCAGUUCUUUGAAAAAGCCAGUCGUGCUGGAACAUUUGCAGCAGGGAAAACCAUUUGUAGAUGUCUCAUCAAAUAAUGAGGAACAUAGUGAAACUGUUGUGGACAAUAAAUCGCAAGUCCUGAAAAGAGUCAAUGAUUUAAUUGCUGAAAAUGAGUCUUCCCCCCGAUCUCUGCUCAACUCUCCCAGGGCAGCUGGUCUACAGUUAACACCACAACUAACAUUCGAUAUUAGCCCCGAUAGUCUGUCUCCUGCACCUGUAUCGCCUUCCAAGGUUUCCAAGGAACUUGAUCCCACAGAGAAUAUUACUGAGUCAGGAAUUCCUUGUACAGCAUAUGAUGGGGAGGCUGCUGAUUGUAAUAGCCAAGGUGCUUCACCUAGCCAUGAUAUUGUCAAGGCAGAAGACUACAGUUUAGAUAUGGAAUUUGAAGGAGAGAAUUUUGCUAUAGAUCCGGAUACGCUUACUAGCAAGUUGCUGAAUCUGUCCUCUGCAGCAGACAUUGAUUUAGAGUCAAAAUUGGAUCUUGUUGAAGGAAAUACAGAAUUUGCUGUUGAGGGAAUUGAGGGGACCUGGUUUGAUGAUAAUUUUUGGGCAUCGUCAGACAACAAGAAAAAGCAGCAACAGUUGAAAGCAGAGGAAGAAAGGAUAGCUGCCGAGAUUGCACGGCUAGAAGAGUUGCAGCGGCUCCAAGAGCAGUACCCUGGCUUGGUGAUACGUGAAGUACCUAACAAACCGCCACCUCCCUACACGCCACCUCCAUCGUCACCUUCACCCACUCAGUCCAUGCCUCCUGCCUAUAGACCUGCUUCUCCAGAGGGUCAGGCGGCUCCUGAAGUGCAGGCACCUUCCAGUGCUGUUAGCAUGCCACACCGUUUGAGUAAAGCAGAUUUGCGCAAGUUAGCGACGGAAAUCUUCCACGUAGUGCCAAGCUCCCAAGAAGAAGUCAUACCAUUAGUCACGGAAUCCUUUGAAUCAAUCUAUGCAUCAUUUGAAAAAGGCAUCGAUCCCAGUACUGUGGAGCCUCCUAGCAAGUUUUUGCCAUCUUCUCCUAACACUGACCAUUGCGAUGAUACAUCUGAAGAGGAAGAAGAGAGCUGUGCAAGAAUAUUUAGUCUGUUAAUAUUUUCACUCACUCGUGAACUUCUUGGUGAAAUAUAUACCUUGCAGCGUACGCCAGCCCCACCUCGCUGGAUAAAACAGUCUUUACCACAUUCUCCUCUACUGAUGAUUGCUUAUACCAAAUCAAAGGGAACUCUGAUGAAUCAUGUGAUUGAUAAUGUCAGAUGUUUAUUUGGAUGGAAGAUCCCAGUGGGAAAGGAGUCACUUAUGCUUCGAUGGGCAAGAAAGCACAGAGAUCUUGUUGAUCAGGUGCUGGUGAAAGAGCUGCAGGCAGAGGAAGCGAGCUGGACGUGUUACGACGAGGAUGAAGCUUUUGUGAAGUUUCGUGCUGCAGAUGAAAUCUUCACAAGUCUUUUAGAUGAAACUAUCUCACUCUUCUCGAAAAUCAUAGAGAAGAAGAUGGCAUUUACUUGAGCAUGUUGUCGUAAAUGUUCAAAAAUUUUAGAUUGUUGCAUCAAACGUCUUGAUUACUAUAGGCAUUCCAUGGCUUUUAUUUAAUAAUAAAUUAUCAUAAAAUGCAUUACAGUACAAUACUUAUGGUUCGAUUUUAGAUACUCAAACAAAAAUGCCUUUUUUAUAAAUAUACUACAAUCAUUUUAGUUAACUGCAGAAUCAUAUUUUUAUGUGAUAGCUUGAAUAUUAACUUAACUUGUAGGUAGGGUUUCGUUUCAUUUCUUUAGUUACUCAAGUCUUUGAUAGUGGUCUGUUUAUAGAGUGUUAUCAUAGUCAUCCUCAUAACUCGUGGUUAAAUACAAUUUUGAUAAAGUCCCAUAAAUGUGGA
Messenger RNA from Macrobrachium nipponense, 10969 nucleotides. RefSeq lists its product as uncharacterized. Gene Ontology annotation, biological process: microtubule anchoring. Gene Ontology annotation, cellular component: centrosome. Gene Ontology annotation, molecular function: microtubule binding. Lineage: Eukaryota; Metazoa; Arthropoda; Malacostraca; Decapoda; Palaemonidae. The record is from RefSeq and is a predicted model, not a curated record.